This is a messenger RNA of Ostrea edulis (European flat oyster), 4218 nucleotides long. RefSeq lists its product as uncharacterized. The transcript is spliced from 2 exons. Bases 108 to 2132 code for a protein of 674 amino acids. The record is from RefSeq and is a predicted model, not a curated record. NCBI's taxonomy places the organism in Eukaryota, Metazoa, Mollusca, Bivalvia, Ostreida, Ostreidae.
AGUGGUUGGUUUUUAAUCAGACUAUGUUUAAAUUCAAACAGGUAAAAGAAUGAAACAAAAUGAAAGUAGAUAAAGGGGAAAUUCCAAACCUGUAAAUACCCAGAUCAAUGGAUUCCCCAAGUAUAACACCCCAAAUUGAAACAGGUAUACAGCAUAUGUCAGAGUCCAUGUUUGUGGGACUGUGUCAUGCAGUGGGGACCUCACAACAGGUGGCAGUGCGGAGAGAUGUGAUAGACACUAUGGAGAUGGUGACAAAUAAAGUAAGAACAAGUAACGAGAACACUGUGAUGUUGAGUGGAAGUCAAAAAGAAGGAUUCAGAAUGAAGGGAUCUGAUUUUGAUUACAUGCAUUGGUUUAACAACCAACCAGUGAUCUGGGACUUAUCUCAGAACCAGUUUUACAAUGUACACAGACAAUCCCUGAUUUUCGCUGUCUCUUCUGAAAGUCCACCCGGAUUUACUUUACUUCAAUUACUGACACCAAGAGCAAGCAGCAGAGUUCUCUCAGCAUUAGUCACAAUUAAUGGUGGAUGUCAUAUAUCUAGUUCUAAAUACAGAGAGAUAACAUGUUUUGAGAUAAUGCCAAACUCUACAUUACGUGUACAUGGUCCAUGUGGCAGUGGAGCUGUAGGGCCAGUAGAAUAUGAUACUGCCCAUUGUUUUGCUUGUGACUUUUGGCCUCCGUCUGCCUAUUCAUGGAUAGACAGAUGUCACACAUGGCCCCAGCCACAGGUUGUUAGGGACAUAGUCAAAAGUGGAUGUCACUUUGUAGCAAUAGGACACAAAUUAGGAAAUCAUGAAAGCAAUGAAUGGAGAAUUUCAUUUUCUCAAGCAGAUCAAAAACUUGUGUACUCAAUGAACCACAGUCAAUUCUUAACUUAUGGUUUGCUGAAAUUGAUUUUAAAAGAAGUCAUUAACAAUGGAGUAGGUGAAAAUGAGAAAUUACUGUGUUCCUAUCACAUGAAGACAGCAGUUUUCUGGAUGAUUCAACAAAACACAAUACCUAAUUGGUGUCCACAGAAUCUCCUGAAAUGUUUCUGGUACUGCUUUAAAAUCAUCCUUCAAUGGGUGUAUGAGGGAGUCUGUCCUAACUUUUUCAUUCCAGAAAACAAUAUGUUUCUCAGUAAUAUCCACGGUGAAGCACAAAACAGAUUAUUCGUUAAACUGUGUGGUUUUUAUGAAAAAGGUUUAGGAUCCCUGCUACACAGUCCCUCCCUCAGGUCCUAUAUUAUAAAAGUCCUUUAUAACCCCAGACUCACUAUUUGUACUGAUGAACACAAUUUGGUAUCUGAGAUCAAGUUUGAUAGGAAAAUGUUUAUGGAGAUAUACAAAAAUAAUAUACUAUCCUCAUCAGAUCUCUACCUCAUUAUGAAGUACCUUAACACAGUAGAUCAGUUAACAGUCUCACCCCUGACACAGUAUCAAGUUCUCAUGUUACAGGUACUUACAGCCCCCUUCCUUCACAGUGCUGCUUUUACAUUACAAAACAUGUACAGCAGCAACACCACUAAAAACAAGCUGAUGUAUAUUGCUGACAGAAUGUCCUGUCACAUGUUGAAACUCACAGUCAAGUUUGGGUGUAUUUCUGACAGAUUGUACAUUGCAAUGUAUUAUUACAAGACACUCAGAUACACAGAAGCCCUGUCUGCGAUAGAGAUGACAAAGGUCAACUUAGCUCAGCCAUAUGUGAUGUAUGACGCGACAGUAGACACGGAGAGGUAUAACGAGGCUGUAGGGGGACAGUCCUGGUCUACAAAGUUAAGACAUGCUGUAGCAUGGAAUAUCAAAUUAGAAAACAGUAUCAUUUAUAUAAAUGAAUUAAUGACAGAGCAGAUGGUUUCCUUAAAGAAUCAUAAUAAAUCAUUACUUAUCCCACCCUUAGUUGUGUUACACAUGCUGGAGUUCCUGUGUUACAGACAUAUUGACACAAUGAGAGCACAAACAGCUCUUAAUGAUCUACAGGUCCUAGUUCACCAUGAUCAGGGGGUGUAUGUACCACAAAUACUAAGAGACAUAUCAUGGCAGAUCCUGGGUAUCUGUCAACAGAUCUCAGGGAACCUCCAGACUGCUCUAUACUCCUACCAACAAUCACUCAGACAGAUCCAUUCAAUGAAAUACAAAUUGCUACACUAAUGAGAAUACAUGAACUCGGAUAAGUACAAUAUUGUACAAUUAAAUAGUUCAUGCUCCUUUCACUGAAUAAUUGUUGCCAAGAAUACUUUUAAAAAUCAGUGAAUUAAGGAUGAAUUCUUCUCAUAUUUAUUGGACGCAUUGAAAUGUGAUAUUUUGCAUGCAUAUAAUACCAUUUGAGUGUUGAGGUUCUUGAUUUUGUGUCUAGAUCAAUUCAAAGUCAUGUUUUGUUUAUUGCAUUAUUAUACUAUGUUUCUGUCCUAGAAGGGACUAAUACUCUCAUUGGCACACUCAGCCGAGGUCAUUACAUACAUGUAGUAGCUAGGAGGAACAGUUUUUGUGGACUAGAACAUAUAUCCCACUCCUAAAACACCUGUUUGUACACAAAUUUGAAAUUAUAGAUAGAAAUGAAUAUGUUGUAGUACUUAUUUUGUUUGAAAUGCAUAGCAUUUAUUUGAUAAACUGUUAGUGUUGUUUUGUGUCCCGAGACAGUAUAAUUCCUUUCAUAUGGAGGAGUCAUAAUUGUUGGUCAAUUUAUGAAAUCAAUUAGAUGUGCUUAUAAUAAAGAGGUUGGGGGGAAACAUAAAUUCCGCUAUAAUAGUGCAAUAUCACUCUUUUAGCGAGAUUGCACUAUAUUCUCAGCCAUAGACAGACAUGUAUAACCUCAAUUUCAUCAAAUUACAUGCUGGCUGAUUUUAGAAAGUGCAAGUCAAUUGGUGGGUAUAAAAACAAACAAUAAUUGGCAUCCUUAUAUUUUAUGCGUUUGAUAAUGCGACCAUACUUUUUCAAUCCUAAAUUACAUGUAUAGCCUCAAUUUCAUCAAAUUACAUGCUGGCUGAUUUUAAAAAGUGCCAAUCAAUUGGUGGGUAUAAAAACCAACAAUAAUUGGUAUGCUUAUAUUUUAUGCGUUUGAUAAUGCGGCCAUACUUUUUCAAUCCUAAAUUACAUUUUUAACAUAACAAUUGGUGAUUGUGGUAGUAUUGUAUUAAUGUGUGCGAGACAGUGAGAUUCAAUCAUGCUUUAAUACUACCACAAUCGCCGGUUGCUAUAUUUUAAAAAUGUAGCACCCGUUUGAAAAAGUGUUUUUGCAUUAUUAAACGCAAUGGUAGAAAAUUUAACAAAAUUCAUAAAAUGUCCGCAUGGCACUUAUUGUUCAUUUUUAUACCCACUAUGACUUGGAUUUUUUCAGUCAGCUAACAUGUCCAUUGAUGAAAUCAAGGCUAUUUACGGCUGAAAAUAUAGCGCAAUAUCACUAUAUUAGUGACAUACCACUAUCAUAGCUGAAUUUACGCUUCCCCCAAACCUGAUAAAAAUUUCAGUUUUUGAAAUUUUUUACAUUCAUUUAAUCUUUGCAAUUUUUCCAUAGACUAAGAUACUGAUUGUCAAUAUAUUCAGUUAAUUAUACAUGUAUGUGAAUACAAUGGAAAUUAAAACAGUUCAAAAACUUUGGAGAAAAAAAAUCACUCUUAAAUUCAGAUGCAGAGAUACAAUCUCCAAAAUUAUAAAACCAGAAAAUUUGGUGCAUAUGUAUUUUGGCACAAAUGCAAGUGCCAAGAUAUUGGCGCAAAUUAAUCUUAAAAACCGGCGAUUUAUUGCAAAAUUAAUACAUCAGUGUCGAGUUUGUGGUUUAAUCCAUGUCUAAUGUUUUCUCCAUAGUCAGUCCUCCAGCAUACGCUCAAUAGCAUCUGAUCAAUUUCUAACUCGUCAGUACUAAUAAUGUACUUGUAUAUUACAAUCAAAGAAUACUAAGGUGCAUUGAAAAAGGAACUCCAAGUUUGGUUCACUGAUUUCAUUCUUGGAAAACCAACAACGUACAGUGUGUCUUCUGUAUUUCUGAAACUCUCUGUCCUGAAGCCAAUGUGGCUUGUCCAAGUAAAAUCAAAAACAAAAUAGACUUGUUAAAGUCCAUUGAAAGCACGGGAAUUUUUAAUGCAUUUUUGUAGGUUUUAUGUAGGUGAAGGUUUAGUUCUGACUGCAUUUAACUUUUUUAUUGCAGACUUUUAGUAAGUGACGAUGUUUUGUAUAUCCAGUAUUAUAUGAUGGUAUGAAAAUAUAGUUGAAUAAAUGAUUGCACAAUCAUAAUAUUUUG